AUGCUCUUCACCACCAUCCUCGCCUCUACUCUUGCCCUCAGCAUGGGCGUCUCCGCAGCACCCAGACCCGCUCCCCCUGCCGACACGCGGUACGUGCAGCUCCGCCUCUGGGGCGAACCCAGCUGCUCGGCUCUCAACCAGGGCGAGCUGGGAGUCUACGGCGGCGCCCUCAACCAGUGCCAGACCUUCAACAACAACACCAUCGUCAAGUCUGUGCGCUUCGAAGCCAAGUAUUCUGACACCUGUACCGUGGCUCUUUACGAUGACGUCACCUGCAGCUCCAGUCCCCACGAAAUCCAGCUUGAGACUUGUCUCUCCAGUGAUGCGCAGUAUCGCAGCUAUCUGGUCCAGUGCCCCGGUGUUCCUGUCUAA
Molecule: messenger RNA, 372 nt
Organism: Aspergillus oryzae RIB40
Lineage: Eukaryota; Fungi; Ascomycota; Eurotiomycetes; Eurotiales; Aspergillaceae
Exons: 2
Coding region: 1-372 (123 amino acids)
Source: RefSeq, a predicted model, not a curated record